Molecule: messenger RNA, 810 nt
Organism: Pocillopora damicornis (cauliflower coral)
Lineage: Eukaryota; Metazoa; Cnidaria; Anthozoa; Scleractinia; Pocilloporidae
Product: OCIA domain-containing protein 1
Cellular component (GO): endosome
Source: RefSeq, a predicted model, not a curated record
UAGGAAUGAGACUGGCUUCAUUUAAGGUGAAUUGUAAGACUGGUACAAAAUGGCUGGUUCUUCAGACGGAGAAGUACGAACGGGUAGAGAUCAACAAGUACCGUUUGAGGCAACAGAGAUUACGGAUGAAGACAGAGCAGUUCUCAGAGAUUGUGCAAGAAACAGUAUUUGGUUCAGAGGUAUUCCUCUCGGUAUUGUAUCAACUUUUGGUCUAAGGGAAUUGCUAAUAAGAACAGGUUAUGUAACCAAGCUGAAAAAUUUCAAAGGGUUGGUGUACACUGGUAAGAUACAAUGUAAAGCAUUAGAAAAGCUUCAUUUAUCAAGUGAAGAUGAUCAUAAAGCACCAAAGCUCUAUUUUGAUGUUGAUGAAGCAAAGGAGAAGAAAUAUGCAACUUAUGAAGAUUUGAGAAAGAAACACCGUGAAAGAUGGAAUCCUCCUAGCCUUUCUUCAUCGAGUCAGACCAGGAAGGAGCAGAUCAGACAGAAAUCACGAGAAGCUGAGCCAGAUAGCAAGACAAGUUCAAGUGAUGUCUUCACGCCAUGGUUUGACCAAGAAGGCAGCGAUAAUGACCGCAGCAGCCAGGAAGCUGGCCAGAGGACGAGUAAUCAGCGGGAGAGGCCUUCAUUUAGACAAGGGCCAACACCCAGGAAGAACAAAUAUGGUGAUCUAAUCGAAUGAAUCGCUGGAGGAAAGAAUCCUUUUUCGCGUCACUUUUCCUCCAUUUCCGUUUGUUGAAAUAUUUUAAAAGAGACUUCCUCGUAACUAACAUGUAUGCUAAGUGAUUGUUAAUAAAGAAUAUUGUAUCUUGG